Molecule: messenger RNA, 676 nt
Organism: Mugil cephalus (flathead mullet)
Lineage: Eukaryota; Metazoa; Chordata; Actinopteri; Mugiliformes; Mugilidae
Product: low affinity immunoglobulin gamma Fc region receptor II-like
Exons: 3
Coding region: 1-660 (219 amino acids)
Biological process (GO): cell surface receptor signaling pathway
Molecular function (GO): transmembrane signaling receptor activity
Source: RefSeq, a predicted model, not a curated record
AUGAAGGGCGGUCUGAGAGACGACAAUAGAGAGUCUACUAAGGAGUAUGGGGUGGAAGAUGGUGUCAAAGGCUGCACUAAGGUCAGGGAGGAUGAAGCUCGUCUGACUGUGAGUCCCAGCAGCUCUCAGUUCUUUAAAGAAGACUUUGUGUCUCUGAGCUGUGAGGAGGACGACAGCUCUGCUGGAUGGACUCUGAGGAGAAACACCACCACAGAACAGAGGACUCAGUGUGGAGCUGACUGGGGAAAAGCAGCUGGUUCUUCCUGUGACAUCAGUGGCAUAUUCCCAUUGGACAGUGGAGUUUACUGGUGUGAGUCCAGAGAGGGAGGAACCAGUAACAGCAUAAACCUCACUGUCUCUGGUGGACCAGUGAUCCUGCAGAGUCCUGUCCUCCCUAUGAUGGAGGGAGAUGACGUCACUCUGCUCUGUAAAACAAAGACCACUCCCUCCAUCCUCUCAGCUUCUUUCUAUAAAGAUGGCUCCUUGAUCAAGCCUGAGUCUACAGGUCACAUGACCAUCCACCAUGUUACCAGGUCUGAUGAAGGCCUCUACAAGUGUAACAUCAUCAGUCAUGGAGAGUCUCCAUCCAGCUGGAUCACUGUCACAGGUGAGGAGCUUCACUUUGAUUUCAACUCUUAUUUCAUCCACAUGUUCAUCUGACCAAGUGAGAUUCUCU